UUCCUGGUUUGGAGUCGACAUGGAACGAGCUGGCACAGAGGACAAGAAAAGACCGGGAAGUGCAGCCAGUGACAGUCUCUCCAAAAAUCUGUCAGUGCCGUUCAGGGGACACAUCUCUGGAGGUCUGCGUCCAGGGAAGAGGCUUCAGCUCGUGGGAAUGAUAGACCCAAAACCAGACCGGUUCUACGUGGCGCUGACAUGUGGGAUUGGCUCAGAGCGCCCCCCGGAGGAUGUGGCCAUAGAGCUGUGUGUGCGCUUCAAAGACCGUCAGGUGCAGAGGCGGGCCUGUGUGGGUGGAGUUUGGGGAAGCAGCCAAUCAGAUGCACCAUUCUUCCCCUUCAUCAGAGGACAACCAUUCAGGUUGGAGAUUCAUUGUGAGCAGAGCAGACUUCGGUUCUUCGUUGAUGGAGAGAAACUGUUUGAUUUCUCUCAUAAAAUCACGUGUUUGAAUCAGAUCGACACUCUGUGGGUCAGAGGCAGCGUCGCUCUCACCAAGCUCGCAUAAAACACAAACGUGAACAAACUUAACUCUCGUAACACUACAACUUCAGAUCAUUCCUAAUAUUUAUUUUAAACUAACAAAAAUGUAUAGUAAU
Periophthalmus magnuspinnatus is the source of this 596-nucleotide messenger RNA. Its product is annotated as galectin-related protein-like. Bases 20 to 505 code for a protein of 161 amino acids. Gene Ontology annotation, molecular function: carbohydrate binding. Lineage: Eukaryota; Metazoa; Chordata; Actinopteri; Gobiiformes; Gobiidae. The transcript is spliced from 5 exons. The record is from RefSeq and is a predicted model, not a curated record.